This is a messenger RNA of Arabidopsis arenosa, 975 nucleotides long. Lineage: Eukaryota; Viridiplantae; Streptophyta; Magnoliopsida; Brassicales; Brassicaceae. The record is from the annotation of a GenBank genome assembly.
UAAGAAAGAGGUCACAAUAAGAAAACCGUUAAGAAGAAAGAAAAAAAAGAAGAUUGAAAAUGGAAUAUCAAAAUACCUUCUUAAGUGGAGAGUUUUCCCCGGAGAACUCUUCUUCAAGCUCAUGGAGCUCACAAGAAUCAUUCUUUUGGGAAGAGAGUUUCUUAAAUCAAUCAUUUGAUCAAUCCUUCCUUUUAUCUAGCCCUACUCACUACUCUGAUGACUUCUUUGCAUUUGAAUCAUCAAUCAUCAAAGAAGAAGAAGAAGCCACCGUGGCGGCCGAGGAGGAGGAGAAGUCAUACAGAGGAGUGAGGAAACGGCCAUGGGGGAAGUAUGCGGCCGAGAUAAGAGAUUCAACGAGGAAAGGGAUAAGAGUGUGGCUAGGGACAUUCGACACCGCGGAGGAAGCGGCUCUCGCUUAUGAUCAGGCGGCUUUCGCUUUGAAAGGCAGCCUCGCAGUACUCAAUUUCCCCGUGGAUGUCGUUGAAGAGUCUCUCCGGAAGAUGGAGAAUGUGAAUCUCAAUGAUGGAGAGUCUCCGGUGAUAGCCUUGAAGAGAAAACACUCCAUGAGAAACCGUCCUAGAGGAAAGAAGAAAUCUUCUUCUUCUUCGACGUUGACAUCUUCUCCUUCUUCUUCCUCCUACUCGUCCUCUUCUUCUUUGUCGUCAAGAAGUAGAAAACAGAGUGUUGUUAUGACGCAAGAAAGUAAUACAACACUUGUGGUUCUUGAGGAUUUAGGUGCUGAAUACUUAGAAGAGCUUAUGAGAUCAUGUUCAUGAUCAUCUCUACUUCUACAAUUUUUUUGUAAUUUAAGUGAGCUCUGUUUUUUUUUUUUUUUAGUCCGUUGAAAAGUUUUGGAAGAGAUGUGAUGACGAUGUUGGAAGUGUAUAGAUGUCAACUAUUGCGUUAAUGUUGGAAAGCAUAUGUAUUAUGUUAUAAGUGUCUUUCUUUAUCUUGGUGCUUAAUUUCUUUAAUAUU